This is a messenger RNA of Yamadazyma tenuis ATCC 10573, 780 nucleotides long. RefSeq names its product mitochondrial 37S ribosomal protein mS42. Gene Ontology annotation, biological process: superoxide metabolic process. The record is from RefSeq and is a predicted model, not a curated record. Lineage: Eukaryota; Fungi; Ascomycota; Pichiomycetes; Serinales; Debaryomycetaceae. Gene Ontology annotation, molecular function: metal ion binding; superoxide dismutase activity.
AUGUUCAGCAGAAUCACCAGUGCUUCCAUAAGAAGUAUCGUGCGCUGUCAGAGAUCUGUGCAUACGGUUCCUCAGUUGAAGAAUCAAGAUGUGUUCUUGAAAAACGGAAUCGAAGGCUUAUACACCCCCAAAGGGUUUGAGGCUUCUUGGUUACAGUACCAAAAGUAUUUGACCAUGAACUUGACGUUAUUGACAAACGGGACUGAGGGCGAAUCCAGGCCUCCUUACCAGAUUCUCCUUAAUACAGCUAGACAAACCUUAGGUCAGCACACCUUCCAUUUUGCAUCCCAGGCCCAUAACAACCAUUUGAUGUUUGAGCAGUUGACCAAUGCAUCUGAAGCUCAACAAUCUCAGCCUUCCAGAUACUUGUUGGGUAGAUUGGCUGAUGCUGGAUACAACAACAUCGAGGAGUUCAGAGAUGCAUUUUUAUCAGUGGCAGAACUAUCUAUUGGACAAGGGUGGGUGUUUUUGGUGGAAGAUGCAGAUAAGUCUGUGAGAAUUUUGAGAUGUAAUAAUGAUGGAACUCCUUAUUACUACGGAAAAAACCAGUCUUUGGACUUGAAUGGAGGAGUCAAUGAAGGUAACUUUGAACAAUUAAAUUUGAUCAAAGAAGCUGGUACCAGUAACAAGAGAGACUUCACUCUCCCUAUCUUGGGUAUAAGCUUCUGGGACACAUCUUACAUAAACGACUAUGGAGUGAACGGCAAGAAGGAAUACUUACAAAGCGUCUGGAAGUGUAUUGACUGGAACGUUGUCAACGGUAGAUUACUCCAAUUGUAA